AUGUAUCGAUCAGGUUGGGUUACAUCGAGGGUACUCACAGUAGUUGUAGGAUCAAUGAAACUGUCCACCGGCGGAGACUCUUAUGAAAUAGAAAAAAUAGAAAAUCAUCCAGAUUACGACCCCAAAACCAUAAAACACGAUAUUUCUUUACUAAAAGUGAAAGACACCAUAAAAUUCGGCGAUAAUGUGCAACCGAUAGAACUGCCUACCAGUGACAUCGGUGUUGGAGAGGUGUGCACUGUUACAGGAUGGGGUGACACUGAUAACCAAAACACAGUACCAGAUAACCUGCAAGCGUUGGAUGUAAAAACGAUAUCAAAGGAAAAAUAUAAUAAAGAAUUGGCACCAGCUCGUGAAUACCUUCCGAUUGAAGAUAAUCAGUUGUGCACGUUCAAUAAAGCUAGAGAAGGAAUUUGUGGGGGAGACUCGGGUGGGCCUCUAGUGAAAGACAAAAAGCAAGUGGGUAUUGUCUCUUGGGGUGCUCCAUGCGCUGUGGGCGUUCCUGACGUUUUCACGAAAGUCUAUUUAUACGUGGACUGGAUUAAGAAGAACAUUGGAAACUAGAAUAAAACAUUUCUGUGUUAUUUUUCGCGUAUAAUAUAUAUUAUCGACUG
This is a messenger RNA of Pieris napi, 614 nucleotides long. RefSeq names its product chymotrypsin-1-like. The transcript is spliced from 4 exons. Lineage: Eukaryota; Metazoa; Arthropoda; Insecta; Lepidoptera; Pieridae. Gene Ontology annotation, biological process: proteolysis. Gene Ontology annotation, molecular function: serine-type endopeptidase activity. The coding region runs from base 1 to 564 and encodes 187 amino acids. The record is from RefSeq and is a predicted model, not a curated record.